Messenger RNA from Thermothelomyces thermophilus ATCC 42464, 351 nucleotides. RefSeq lists its product as uncharacterized. Lineage: Eukaryota; Fungi; Ascomycota; Sordariomycetes; Sordariales; Chaetomiaceae. Gene Ontology annotation, cellular component: cytoplasm. The transcript has a single exon. The record is from RefSeq and is a predicted model, not a curated record. Gene Ontology annotation, biological process: cellular response to oxidative stress. Gene Ontology annotation, molecular function: quinone reductase (NADPH) activity. Bases 1 to 351 code for a protein of 116 amino acids.
AUGGAGAUCCCGUCCACGCAGAGAGCAGCCUUGGUUGAGAAGACGGGCGGCCCGGAGGUUCUGGAACAUCGAAGUGACCAUGCCGUACCUCAACCGAAAGAAGGCCAAGUGCUAGUCAGGAACGAAAUUGCGGGCAUCAACUACAUCGAUACCUACUUCCGCACAGGCUUGUAUCCGUCACCGAAACCUGAGGUUUUGGGCCGGGAAGCAGCGGGUGUCGUCGUAACCCUAGGUCCUGGCACAGACAAGUACAACCUCAAGGUUGGUGACAGGGUCAUCUGGCUAACCAAUGCCGGAUAUCUCCGCUCUGACAUUGACCUUAACAACGGACUUCUAUCGCGAGCACACUAG